Physcomitrium patens is the source of this 1565-nucleotide messenger RNA. RefSeq lists its product as uncharacterized. NCBI's taxonomy places the organism in Eukaryota, Viridiplantae, Streptophyta, Bryopsida, Funariales, Funariaceae. The record is from RefSeq and is a predicted model, not a curated record. Gene Ontology annotation, cellular component: mitochondrial inner membrane. Gene Ontology annotation, biological process: potassium ion transport; proton transmembrane transport.
UCCGUUUCCUAACGGCAUUUGCAUUGACUCACUAUAUUCCGGGUAUUCGGUGCCAGCAUGUGAAGGACGGUGAGUUCCUGUUCCUCAUUGGUGGAGGCUCAAGCUUUGUCGUGUGCGGUAGCUGGCGGCCAUCUAGCAAUUCUAGCAACCUACCUUUUCGUGUACACCAUGCGACCUUCUUCCAUCUAGGUCUCGAUAGAUCUGGCCCGAGAGACCUCGAAAUCCAUCGUUGGGCAGGCUUUUCUGAGAUUUUAAUCCUCGGAAGAACCAAUUUUAUUCUGUUUUAAUCUGGUCUCUUGCAGGAUUUUUGGAUACUUGUGGUAUUUGUUAUUGGCAUCAAUAGGUCUUAAAGGUUGGCUGAUUCAGGGUCUCAACCUGAUAAAAAGUAGGCAUCUGCGCCCGCCUUCUUUGCAGUUAGAUUUUAUUCGUUUAUCAAACCCCUCGUUUGUACCUUCUUUUUUGACGGACGCUCAGAGCUUGCGAGUGAAGGAAACCAUACGCAGCUACGAAACUAUCUUCAAUGAGAGUUACACACAGUGACUCUAAUUAACAUCGUUGUGGAAGAACUGCUUGAUCAGUAGGAUUUGGAACAGAUAGAGUUAGUAUGGGGACAAAGAUUUUUGCGUUUCCUGUUCGAGGACGAAGAUGGUGUUUUAGUGCCAUCGUGCCAGAUGUUCCGACUGGAAAGUAUAGCAGUGUAGUCACUAUCUCUCAGCUCUGGGAACGUUUGCAAUCGCUUCCUCAGUUGACAGACCGGGUGGAGCUCAUGGAAUCGUUUGCUUCCAACAAGAUGCAAACGAAAUGGUCAGAACUCGGAGCUCAACCUAGCGGAAGUAUUAGGCAUCGGAUUUACAGCGCUGGACAAAACUUGCUGAACCGCCUUCCUGCUGAGGAGCAAUUUUUGAAGACAGUCCCGAAAGACACCCCAAAAGUUGAACUAGUGUUCCCCUCAAGUUUAAAUCCAAGACUGGUCCGAAGGCGUUUACGACAUCUUGCUCACUGCGGAACUGUGUAUCAUCAGAGGCUUAUGUAUGGAUCAAUAGCACUUUUACCGUUCACUGUUCUGUUGGGGAUUCUCCCCUUGCCCAACGUAGUGUUUUUUUGGAACCUUUUCAGGUCGCAUGCCCAUUGGCGUGCUUUUCAGAGCAGCACAAGAUUGAAGAUGUUGUUGACAGAGGGUGAGGCUGAACCUUCUACUGUAGCAGUCAAGGGCCCUUAUAAAAACUCCUACAGGACUGUGAGCUCACAAAACCCCUCUUGGGCACUCACGCCUUCAAAAGAGUUGGAUUCAUUAGUGAAGCCUGGUGAGGUGAUGACUCGAGCAAUUCAACCAUCCGCCGUCGCUGCCAUAUCCAAAGCUUUUGAUUUAAAUUCUGUAGAAGUGAUGCGUUGGAUCAGUCGUAAGUAGUGUCUCAGUGUUGCACCCGUUAACUUUCAAUCGCUUUAGAAAUUUGACUUUUCAAAACAUUUGAGAAUGACUACCGAACGACGUCAUUUUUAAGCCUCCAUUGUUGCACUUUGAGAACAGUUUUAUCACCACUGAAUUCAUUACAGGAUUAUUGAUA